AUGGAGGGCAUCGAAACCACUCAAGCUGUAGUGGCCAUGGAUUUCUCCGAUCCCGAUAUCGAACCUUGCACCGAAUCUACUGAGCACGCUACUCCCACCAAAACCGACGAACCCUCUGCUUCACCCGCGCCCGAGUCCAGCGCUUCUUCCCCUACUACCGAAGCCGAUGACAAACAGGAUACCAUCAGCAAGAUCAUCGAAGUGAAAAAGACUAGACCUACCCUCCACGUGCGGGAGAACCUCAGCUACUGGAAGUGUAACCAGACCCUCCAGGACGGCAGCACCUGCAGUUCCUACAACGUGAUGGAGUUUAAGCAGUGUAAGGACUGCAAGAGCCGACGCGGAGUUGGAGACGACGGCACCGAUGCCUACGGUACUAAGGUUGCUAAGAUCGUCCACGUCGACAACAAGAACGGAGAUGAGUACUGGCAGUAUCUCAUGGAGGAAUAG
Messenger RNA from Fusarium venenatum, 450 nucleotides. RefSeq lists its product as uncharacterized. NCBI's taxonomy places the organism in Eukaryota, Fungi, Ascomycota, Sordariomycetes, Hypocreales, Nectriaceae. The record is from RefSeq and is a predicted model, not a curated record.